ACUUGAGCUGGGCCGGGGGGCUGAAGUGAGCCAGAGGCCAUGCGGACUGUGCGGGGUUCCAAAGCCCGUAGCCCGGCCGUCCUCCCGCCAGCGGCGGCGACUCGGCGGCCGCAAGAGUAACUUGCCUUUGUUCCGAGCGCCCGUCCCUCCCGUCGUCCCAGCCCCUCACGCCGCGCGCUCCGGCCGGCCCGCACUAGGUCUCCGAACCCCCAUUCGGCUCGUGCCGCGCGGAUGCGGCUGCGGGCCUGGGAUUGGGCUUUGAGCGGGAGGAGGAGGAGCGGCGGCGCCUUGGCGGCAUGCGAUGGGGAACUGCUGCUGGACGCAGUGCUUUGGGAUCCUCCGCAAGGAAGCGGGGCGGCUGCAACGUGUAGGAGGCGGCGGAGGAUCCAAGUAUUUUAGAAAGUGCUCAAGAGGUGAGCACCUAACUAUAGAGUUUGAGAAUCUAGUAGAAAGUGAUGAAGGGGAAAGCCCAGGAAGCAGUCAUAGGCCCCUUACUGAGGAAGAAAUUGUUGACCUAAGAGAAAGGCAUUAUGAUUCUAUUGCUGAAAAACAAAAAGAUCUUGAUAAGAAAAUUCAAAAAGAGUUAGCCUUACAAGAAGAGAAGUUAAGACUAGAAGAAGAAGCUUUAUACGCUGCACAGCGUGAAGCAGCCAGGGCAGCAAAGCAGCGAAAGCUCUUGGAGCAAGAAAGGCAGAGAGUUUUGCAGCGGUACCAUCCUUCAAAUAGUGGAGAAUAUCAAAGUUCAGGACCAGAAGACGACUUUGAAUCUUGUUUGAGAAAUAUAAAGUCACAAUAUGAAGUUUUCCGAAGUAGUAGACUCUCAUCAGAUGCUACAGUUUUGACACCAAAUACAGAAAGCAGUUGUGAUUUAAUGACCAAAACUAAAUCAACUAGUGGAAAUGAUGACAGCACAUCCUUAGAUCUAGAAUGGGAAGAUGAAGAAGGAAUGAAUCGAAUGCUUCCAAUGAGAGAACGUUCCAAAACAGAGGAAGACAUUCUCCGGGCAGCACUUAAAUCUAGCAGCAGGAAGACUGGAAGCAAUCCUACGUCAGCCUCUGAUGAUUCCAACGGGCUGGAGUGGGAGAAUGAUUUUGUUAGUGCUGAAAUGGAUGAUAAUGGCAAUUCUGAGUAUUCUGGAUUUGUAAAUCCUGUAUUAGAACUGUCUGAUUCUGGCAUAAAGCAAUCAGAUGCAGAUCAACAGAAAUGAUAGGGUAAAAUUAUUUGACCCUGUUUUAUCAGUUAAGACCAAAUGUUAAAAACCAACUAGAAUGUAUAAAUGUUUGUGCUGAGCCUUUUUGUAAGAGGGAGGUAAGAAAUCGUGUUGUGAAUGCUUAUUAGAAAGGAAUAGGAAUGAUAGGCUAUAUCUGAAUUGCUUCAGAAUUAAGUGCAAUUUCAUCAUCUGCCUUCUGCUUUUCAAAAACAAUUUAAUGGUUCUGUCAUGUCAAAUUUAUUUUUCUUUAUAGCAUUCCUAUUUACUAUUUGUACAUUUUCACUUUAAAAAUAGUUCUAUUAAUUUUACCUUGAAUGCUUUCUUAAGCCUAUUUUAGUAGCUAAGUAUGAAAAUAUCACAGCAUUUUGCAUUAAUUCUCAGCAGAUGUGAAGGGAGCAUGAGGAAGAACUGUCAGAUUCAGAUUUAGAAUAGUGGUCCCUUUUCCAGUAUUAUUUAUUUCUAUGACUUAUUUAAAUUGUUUUACCUAAUAGUAAGCACAAUUCAUCUGAGUACAUGACUCUAAAGAAAUGCUGAAGUACUAGUUUCUUUCUACAUGUAUUGCAUAUCCUGUAUAAAAAUGUUGAUUCAAUCUAAACAAAGAAUAUAUAAUACAUCAAAAUAAGCUUUCAGAGUUUGGACACUUGAAGUUGAUAAUCAAAAGUGAUAUGUAAGAAAAUACAAAUACUUAGGUUUUUCACUUCCAUUACAUGCCACUAUAAAUAAAUACUGACUUUAAGUUCAUUGAUAUUAAAUUUCUAGGUGUCAUUUUUUUUUAAUUCUGUAUUUCUAAUGAAUGGUCUUAAAAGGAUUUUACACAGAACAUAUUGUCUGUGCAUGAUUUAUUAAGGGAAGAAAACCUUAAAAGGUAAUACGGGUAUUUCAAAGUAAAUAAUGUCCUUUCUGAUAUGAAAGGAUCCAUUGAUUUUAUUAAGCUUUCCUUUGCCUUGUAAUACAAGGUGCUUUAAUAGGAUGGAAGUAAGUUUAUUGAUAUACAUAACUGCAUUUUGUGAUGUGCCAUUAACUCUUCUUUUCCCUAAAUUUGUGUAUCAAUUUAAAAGGCCAAGGAUAUAAGGCACUCCCUAAUUGCUUGUCUUGAUUUGACUGAGGAUUGAGUAUGAUUUUAGUAAUACAAACUGCUGUUUUGAUUUUUCCUUAGUGUUGUUUCUUCUUCUUCUUUUUCUUGCAACAAUGACAGUGCAUGUUCUCAAAAAUAUAGGAAGGUCCAGAUAUAAAUAGUAACUUAAAGUUCUUGCUGUACUUUAAAAAGAAAAAUCGUGUGGCCCUUUCAAUAUGUGAACUGCUAGGCAAUGAUAUCUGCUGUGUCAUCUCCCUUUUUUAUCUCAUAGGAAUAAUGUGAUACUUUAAAUAUGUAAAUAUAUUAGUAAUGCUAUUAUGUCUGUCUUAACAUAAUUUAAGUUGUAGCUAUGUCAUUGGAAAUAUUUUAAAGGUAAUCUAUAUUCACAUUGCCUGUGUUAAUGCUUUUUAAAGUUUCUAUACAUCAGAUGUAUAUUUUUGGUUUGGCAUAAGCUACUAUUGUAAUUUUUCUUGGCAUUUUGUUCACAAAUAAUUUUUUGAAGGAAUGGUAACUUCUCAAGGAUUGUGAAUAAACACAUUUUUACAUUUAAAAAUAACAAA
Manis pentadactyla (Chinese pangolin) is the source of this 2845-nucleotide messenger RNA. It is a transcript of the gene AP1AR, whose product is annotated as adaptor related protein complex 1 associated regulatory protein. The transcript is spliced from 10 exons. The record is from RefSeq and is a predicted model, not a curated record. Gene Ontology annotation, biological process: regulation of Arp2/3 complex-mediated actin nucleation; negative regulation of substrate adhesion-dependent cell spreading; negative regulation of cell motility. NCBI's taxonomy places the organism in Eukaryota, Metazoa, Chordata, Mammalia, Pholidota, Manidae. The coding region runs from base 302 to 1207 and encodes 301 amino acids. Gene Ontology annotation, molecular function: AP-1 adaptor complex binding.